This is a messenger RNA of Cryptomeria japonica (Japanese cedar), 2477 nucleotides long. Its product is annotated as GDP-L-galactose phosphorylase 1. Gene Ontology annotation, biological process: glucose metabolic process. The record is from RefSeq and is a predicted model, not a curated record. NCBI's taxonomy places the organism in Eukaryota, Viridiplantae, Streptophyta, Pinopsida, Cupressales, Cupressaceae. Gene Ontology annotation, cellular component: cytoplasm. Gene Ontology annotation, molecular function: GDP-D-glucose phosphorylase activity. The transcript has 7 exons. Bases 862 to 2193 code for a protein of 443 amino acids.
UGUGUCUGUGGCUGUGGCAUAUAAUUCAUCGCUUCGACCAACGGACACAAGCCGCAUCAGGACAAGCAUUAAAAAAAUAUCAAGGCAUAUUCUCCCUGUAAAAGAGACAUUUUAGCACGACGGAAUCCUGGGCCACAUAACGUUUGACCGGAACCGACGGGAUAUUCCCUUCAUUCGCGUUGGGAAGUUUCUUCCCUCCUUCCUCCUCCAACGUACUUCCACUGAAAGUUAUCUCUUUUCGUCCUUCUCCCGCCGUACUUUUCCGCCCCAACUACUCCAAGUUACCUCCGCGGUUAAAAUAGCGCGCUACUUGGCUAUAUAUGGAGGCGAUAUGGAACGGAGGGUUAUUGAGAUGAGCAAUUAGUGUGUUUGGUCUACAAGAGUGUUAGCGUUGUGUGAGAAUCGCGUCGAUUACAGAGAGACAUUUUUAUAUACAUAAUCUGAGAGAAGAGAGAGGAGAGAUUUGCAGAGUAGCUCUGGAGGGGUUUGCAAGGAUCUGGUUGAGGUCGAGGAGUUGGAUAGCGGAAAAAAAGUCUACUCAAGGAGAAACCCGGUCUGUCAAGUUGUGGCAUCACGGCUAUUAAACGUAUUUUGCGAUUCUGUCUCGAUGACAGGUGGAAUAUACGAAGCAAGAACGCAGCGAGUGCACUAGAGGGAAGUCCUACGGCACACGGUGGGAGGGGAGCUCUGCCCUCUGAAGGCGGCAGCCCUUCUGAUCUUCUCUUUCUCGCCGGCGGCGGCCUUUUCCUUUCCCUUUCCCGCCCCUUCUUUCUUCCGCUUUCACCGGGAAGAAGAAUUUGGGAGGAGUAGGGCUUUUUUCUUGUUUAUACUGUUAUCUAGAUUAUCGUUGUCGUCAUCGUCAUGUUGACCAUAAAGAGGUGCCCGACUGUUGUUUCGCUCCACCAAGAGGGGUCGGAAGGGCUUGGAUGCGGCCGCAACUGUUUAGGCCAAUGCUGUGUUCCAGGGUCAAAGUUGCCCUUGUAUACUUUCAAAAGAAGGGAAACCCUUCUUACUGGUGAAAAGAAUGCAGAGGACAAUGUCCCAGGAGACGACGUUUCUUUCCUUGAUUCUCUGCUUCUUGGACAGUGGGAAGACAGGAUGGGGAAGGGUCUGUUCCGCUAUGAUGUUACCACCUGUGAAACCAAGGUUAUUCCUGGCAAAAGUGGCUUCAUUGCUCAGUUGAAUGAAGGACGCCAUCUUAAAAAGCGUCCCACUGAAUUUCGAGUUGAUAAGGUGCUGCAGCCUUUUGAUCCCAAGAAAUUCAACUUCACUAAAGUAGGCCAGGAAGAGGUGCUUUUCCGUUUUGAAGAGAGCGAAGAAGAUAAAGUUCAGUAUUUUGGCAAAGCCCCGGUCUUGGACAGUCCCAAUGUUAUUGCUAUCAAUGUGAGUCCAAUUGAAUAUGGACAUGUGCUCCUUGUUCCUCGAGUGCUGGAUUGCUUGCCUCAGCGCAUCGACCCUGAUAGCUUUCUCUUAGCUAUGCACAUGGCUGCUGAAGCUGGCAGCCCAUCUUUUCGUCUUGGGUACAACAGCUUGGGGGCUUUCGCUACCAUCAAUCAUCUGCACUUCCAGGCUUAUUACAUGGCCCUGCCUUUCCCUGUGGAGAAAGCACCCACAAAAAGAGUUCCAUGGAAGUCAGAAAAAAGUGGGGUGAAGAUUUUUGAGCUCUGCAAUUAUCCUGUGAGGGGCCUGGUUUUUGAAGGAGGUAAUAAGUUGGAGGACCUCUCUGAUGCUGUUGCCAACUCUUGUAUCUGCCUUCAAGAGAACAAUAUUCCCUAUAACAUACUAAUAGCUGAUUGCGGCAAACGAGUUUUUAUGUUUCCUCAGUGCUAUGCAGAAAGACAGGCUUUAGGCGAAGUGGAGCAGGAGAUAUUAGAUACUCAAGUCAAUCCCGCUGUGUGGGAAAUCAGCGGACACAUGGUCUUGAAGAGGAAGGAAGAUUUUGAAAGGGCUUCCGAUGACUAUGCAUGGAGACUACUCGCUGAAGUCUCGCUGUCAGAAGAAAGAUUUGAAGAAGUCAAAGCUUAUAUCUUGGAAGCAGCAGGCAGUGAAAAGGUGCCACAAGAAGAAGAAGAAGAAAACGCAGUUCAUGAAGCAGCACAUAUGGUGGAAGAUGAGGUUACUGUGUUCCAGUCAGUGGAGAAAAAUCGUAAUGAUCCCAUGCGAGUGACUGAAGGAUGCCUUGUGCUUCAGUAAUAUAACUGUGAUAUGAUAUUACAGUAGCUUGUUUGCCUGCCAUAGAUUGCAAAUAAUUUAUUCUCCUAUUUGCUAAAUAGGAUGAUAUUUCUGGCAGCUCCAUGGUACGAUAUUAAGUAGCUAUUUGCCUUUCGAGUAUUGCAAAUACCUGUUCUUUUGCGGUAUUUGUUGCAAAUUAUAUUAUGUGUGUACUUUUAUGGACAAAUUGGCAUUUGGACACAAGUGCUAUUAGCCUAUUUGUGUGAGCUCGAACUUGAUUUUCUAAUUGGAUAUAAGCUUUUUCA